Messenger RNA from Aspergillus fischeri NRRL 181, 11292 nucleotides. RefSeq names its product putative hybrid NRPS/PKS enzyme. The transcript has 6 exons. Gene Ontology annotation, biological process: secondary metabolite biosynthetic process; fatty acid biosynthetic process. Bases 1 to 11292 code for a protein of 3763 amino acids. Lineage: Eukaryota; Fungi; Ascomycota; Eurotiomycetes; Eurotiales; Aspergillaceae. The record is from RefSeq and is a predicted model, not a curated record. Gene Ontology annotation, molecular function: fatty acid synthase activity; phosphopantetheine binding; 3-oxoacyl-[acyl-carrier-protein] synthase activity.
AUGGAUCCUCAACAGAGGCUGCUGUUGGAGACUACCUAUGAGGCCCUUGAGGCGGCCGGCUACUCACUGGAGGCCAUGAAUGGUUCAAAAACAUCUGUUCACGUCGGUGUGAUGAACACAGAUUUUAGCAACAUUCAGCUGCGAGAUUCAGAAGUGCUACCUACAUACAAUGCCACCGGCACCUCCAUUAGCAUUCUUUCAAAUCGACUGUCAUACUUUUUCAAUCUAAAGGGCCCGUCAGUGACUGUUGACACGGCCUGCUCUAGCUCACUGGUAGCCCUGCAUCAGGCCGUCCAGGGCCUUCGCGCUGGUGAUGCAACCUCCGCCAUUGUUGCCGGUGCAAACUUGAUUUUUGAUCCCGCUAUGUACAUCGCUGAAUCGAGCCUGCAUAUGCUGUCCCCUGACUCAUGCUCGAGGAUGUGGGAUAAGGCUGCCAAUGGAUAUGCUCGGGGAGAAGGGUUCGGUGUAUUGCUCCUCAAGCCGCUGAGUCGAGCCAUUAUGGAUGGCGACCACAUCGAGGCAGUCAUCCGCAGCACGGGUGUCAACUCCGAUGGCCGUACCAAGGGUAUCACCAUGCCUAACGCAGCGUCCCAAACGGAGCUUAUUCGGCAAACAUACCGGGAUGCAGGCCUUGACCCUGUCCGGGAUCGAUGCCAGUACUUCGAGUGCCACGGAACAGGCACUGCUGCUGGAGACCCCAUAGAAGCGCGGGCUGUGCACGAUGCAUUUUUCCCCACUGAAACAGGCACAGCCUCGAACCUGCUUAUCCCCGACGGCAAGCUGUACGUCGGAUCCGUGAAGACAAUCAUUGGCCAUCUAGAAGGUUGUGCGGGCAUUGCUGGAGUUCUCAAGGCUGUUCUCGCCAUCAAGAACCGCACCAUCCCUCCAAACAUGCACUUCCACGAGCCAAAUCCUGAGGUUAUCCCCUUUUGCGACCGUCUUCAAAUCCCAACAGCCCCGAUACCUUGGCCGGAUACUGGCCGAUCUCCCAUGCGUGCCAGUGUCAACAGCUUUGGGUUCGGCGGGACAAACGCCCAUGCUAUCAUUGAAGGAUACGACGCGCUGAGCAGUCCAGUACAGGAGAAGACCGUAACACCCGAAGAUCUCUUCAUCGGACCUCUGUUAUUCUCCGCCAGCUCUAGCACGUCCCUGGUUGCCAAUGUCAAAAACAUGGCGGAGCGGAUCAGGUCCGACGCCUCCAUCGAUCUUGAAAGUCUGGUGUGGACAUUACAUGCUCGGCGGAGCGUCUUGCCGAUCAAAGCCUUCUUCACAGGUGGUACCGUGCAGCGAUUGCUCAACUUCAUGGAUCGGUUCGUUGCGGAGUCCGAGGAAACCACGAGCUCGACAGCCGGGAUCAAAUACCAGCCGCUGAAUCCCGCCGAAGCCCCCGGAGUCCUUGGUAUCUUCACUGGCCAAGGUGCGCAAUGGGCUUCAAUGGGUUCCGCGCUCCUCCAGCAGAAUCUUGUCUUUCGUGCAGCUAUUGAGCGGUGCCAGGCUGCUUUGGCCGCACUGCACGACGGCCCUGCAUGGUCUUUGGUGGACGAGCUCAUAGGGCUAGUGGACAUGGUGCGGUCCGCGGGCAUCAAACUGGAUGCGGUAGUGGGCCAUUCCUCCGGCGAGAUUGCUGCUGUAUACGCUGCUGGGAUUAUCGAUGCAGAGGACGCGAUCAAGAUUGCAUACUACCGUGGCUACUACGCCAAAUUAGCUUCUGGGACACGAGGUCAAGCCGGACGCAUGCUGGCCACCGCCAUGUCCUUUGACGAAGCGGAGGAAUUCUGUGCCCGGCCGCAAUGGCACUGUCGUCUUGUGGCUGCCGCAAGCAACUCCCCACAGAGCGUUACCCUUUCCGGCGACAUCGACGCCAUCGAGGAAGCAAUGCAGAUUUUCGAGUCCGAGAAGAAAUUUGCACGGAUCUUGCGGACCGAUACUGCUUACCAUUCGCAUCAUAUGCAGCCAUGCGCGGAGCCAUACCUAAGGUCAUUGCGAGCCUGCCAGAUUAAGGUGAAUCCGCCCCGGAAGGACUGCGUGUUGAUAUCCAGCGUCCGUGGCGAUACCCAAUUGCUAGAGGCGGGCCUAUCGACCCUGGCCGACCAGUACUGGGUGGACAACAUGUGCAACCCGGUUUUGUUCUCGCAAGCAGUUGAGACCUCGAUCUGGAACGGAGGCCCCUUUGAUGUGGCUGUCGAACUGGGCCCACAUCCUGCCCUAAAAGGCCCCGUGGAGCAAACAAUCAAGGCAGUCUAUGGGCCUAUCCCGGCCUACGCCGGACUCAUGCGGCGCGGCGACAAUGAGAUCGAGGCCUUCUCUGGCGGCGGUCGUGGAUACCGCAAGGGUUUCAAGGGAGCCGAUCGUUUGCGGCCACAGGUGCUGAAAGACCUGCCACCCUACUCUUGGGAUCACAGCAAGCAGUACUGGAGGGAAUCUCGUAUCUCCCGUCAAUAUCGGCUGCGGCAGGAUACUCCGCACGAAUUACUAGGCCGUCGAGUUCCCGAUGACACUGAUGACAGCCGGAGAUGGCGAAACGUACUGCGACUCAGCGAAUUGCCUUGGAUCAAGGGCCACGUCUUUCAAGGACAGGUUCUGUUUCCCGGAGCUGGCUAUGUGGCUAUGGCUCUGGAGGCAGCAAGGGCGCUGACAGAUGGCCGCCCGGCCACUUUGUUCGAGAUUGAGGAUGUUUCUCUGCGCCGCGCAUUGGUUAUUCCAGAGCAAGGAAGUGUCGAAACCGUCUUCACUGCCCGGGUCAUCGACGCGGAAGAUGGGAGAAAAGCCACCGAUCGACUGGAAGCAGAGUUUGCGUGUUAUUUCUGCUCCACCGAGGGCACCGAGCCCUUGGCCAAAGCAUGCACAGGCCGUCUCAUCAUCAACUAUGGCGAUCCGGCACCAGAUGCCCUGCCACAAAGAACCCGGCUACCAGCAAACAAUGUACCAGUAGACAUGGGGAGGUUCUACGACGCCAUGAACAACAUAUGCAGAUUGGACGACUAUGUUGUCAACCCUGGCUUCUUGGAUGUUGCAUUCCAGUCACUCUAUACAGCUUUUUCAUCCCCCGCCAGUGGAGAGAUCUGGGCCCCUUAUCUGCCGAUUCACAUUGAGAGACUUGCCGUGAACCCCAAUGUGACUUACCGAAUCGGAAAAGACGAGACUCAAAUGGAGGCGGACGCGUUCGUUACCGCAGCGGACUCUACACUUCUUAAAGGUGAUAUCCAGCUUUACCAAUGCGAAUCUCAGCAUGCUACCCUCCAGGUCGAAGGGAUCUCCAUGAAAUCCAUGUCCGAACCUCAGCCGGAGAACGAUAGAUGCUUAUUCUCUGAGACCGUCUGGGGCCCUGAUGUCUCGUUAGGCGUCACCGAAGUGGCCAGCUGUGCAGCCAAGGACGACAAUCAUCUAGUAGAGGCUUUGGACCGAGUAUCCCUGUUCUACUGGCAAAAGCUUCUUGAAGAGGUCGGUGCGGAGACCGCCCAAUUCCAAUGGUACCACCAACGAAUGUUUGACGCCGUCAAUUUCCAGGUCGCCUCCGUGCGCAGCGGGCAACAUCCCAUUGCGAAGUCAGCAUGGCUUGAAGAUGAUUGGAAUACCAUCCUUGCUGUAAGCGAGCCAUAUGCGUCUCGUGUGGAUAUGCGACUCAUCCACGCGGUUGGAGAGAAUCUGGCCUCCGUUGUGCGUGGUGACACCCAGCUACUAGAAGUCAUGGUUCAGGAUGACAUGCUCAACCGCUUUUACAUGGAAGGAUAUGGCUUCUCUGCCAUUAAUAACGCGGUCUCGGACGCUCUGGAGCAGAUCACGUUCAAGUAUCCCCACGCAAACACCCUGGAAAUCGGCGCCGGCACUGGUGGAACGACCCGGAGUAUCCUUGACCGGAUUGGCAGCCGGUAUGGAUCUUACACAUACACCGAUAUUUCCCCCGCCUUCUUCAAAGCCGCGGCUGAAAAGUUCGAGGACGCACGAGGAAAAAUACAGUUCAGGGUCUUGGAUGUGGAAAAGGAGGUUGGCGCUCAGGGCUUCAACGAGUGCAGUUACGACGUCAUCGUCGCCGCGAAUGUCCUCCAUGCCACGCACAAGCUGGAAGAGACCAUGAACCAUGUUCGGGCUCUGCUCAAACCCGGUGGGUAUCUUGUUCUGAUGGAGAUUACUGGCCCACAUGUCUUGCGGACGCAGUUCAUCAUGGGUGGCCUUCCAGGGUGGUGGUACGGUGUGGAUGACGGACGUGUCCUGUCGCCCGCCAUAUCGGUUGAGCAGUGGAGUCGGCUGCUUCUCGAUACUGGCUUCUCCGGCUUGGACUGUUUGAGGCCGGACAUGUUGGAUGAAGACAAGCACUCUUUCUCACUCAUGGUGAGCCAGGCCAUUGAUGAGAAGAUACAAAUGCUCAGGUAUCCGGCAUUGUCGACGAGCCUUGUCCCAGCGGGGGAUAUUCUGAUCAUCGGAGGCCGAACCAAUCCAACUGUGCAGGUAGUUCAGGAUAUUCGUCACUACCUCGCCUCCUGGACGAGCCGUGUUCAGGUUUGGAACAGUAUCCAAACCAAGCAGCUGGAUCAGCUGGCUCAAUUCGAAAACAUCAUUUGCCUCGAAGAGCUGGAUCAGCCUUUGUUCUCCACUGCCAUGACCGGCGAGACGCUGGUGGCUCUGCAAAGGGUUUUGAGUGGGACAAGGAAUGUUGUCUGGGCCAUCAACAGCGCCAAUGGUGAGAACGCCCAUGUGAACAUGACAGUCGGUAUUGGGCGAGCAUUGCGAACAGAGGUCCCUGGUUUGAACCUCCUUUUCGUCGACGUCGAUGCUAUUGAUAAUGCCCCUGCAUGUGCACAACAGCUCUCGCAGAUGUUACUGCAGCUGGUGAUUGGAUCUCUGUGCUCGGCUGAGAACAUGCUGUGGGCAAUGGAGCCGGAAAUCCGAGUCCGAGACGGGCGACGCCUUGUUCCUCGGGUUCUUCCCAUAACACCAAUGAACGAGACGUACAAUGCCAGUCGGCGAGUCAUUACCAAGGCAGUCGAUAUCGAGACCACGUGCGUGACUUUAGAAGACUCUGGAGGUUUACUGCGCCUGGUGCAGGGAGCGUCCAUGGUAGAUAGCCCCGUCCAGCGCGGCCAUGAUCGGCUCCGAGUCCAUUUUUCUCUCCUUCUCGCGGUCUCUGGGGGCUCUCCAUGCUACUUGUGCAGUGGUGUUCUGAGAGAGAGCGGACACCCGGCCCUGGCACUCUCCACCUCGAACGCGAACUUUGUGGACGUCCCCAACCACAUGGUCUUGACCGUGGAUCACGAUCAGCCUUGUGAUGCCGCGGUACUUGAAGCGACAGCCCGCCAUCUCCUGGCGAGAAACAUCUGCAGCCGCCUUCCGGCCUCGAAUAUAACACUUGUCUAUCAACCCAGCCACGACUUUGCUCAAGCACUGCUGUCAACGGGACGCCACUUUUCAUUCGCCGCUACCGACAAGGCCAGCUGCUUCAGAGACUGGAUCUACUUCCACCCUAGAGCCUCGCGCCGCGCUAUUCAGUCUCAUCUACCCGAGAACUUGGACGCCCUCAUCGACUGUACUGGUGAGCUCGACGCCAGCCUCCUGGGUCCCGCAUAUUCUGCCGCUCUCACAUAUGCCAGCUCCUCGCGUAACAGACCGAGCAUCCAAAUCAGAGACCUUCCCCUGGCCACGCCCUCCAAACUGCAGACGGUUGAUUGGACCGGUGUCGAACCUGUGGAAUUGAUGCUUCAACCACUUAGCACGAGCAACCUAUUUUCGCCAAACGCCACUUACCUCCUUGCUGGAAUGACAGGCGACCUUGGUCUUUCACUCUGCCGCUGGAUGAUUAACAAUGGCGCCCGAAUUAUUGCUCUGACGAGCCGGAAUCCAAAUGUCGACGAGGAAUUGUUGCAAGACAUGCGCCGGGGUGCUGUCGAUAUCCGAGUCUUCCGGACCGACAUCACCGACCGAGACGCUGUUUGUCGGCUGGUUGAAGAGAUCAGAAAGUCAAUGCCGCGCAUUGCUGGUGUUUUCAACGCAUGCAUGGUCCUCCAAGAUGGACUCUUCUCCGAGAUGGAUGCUGACACCCUCAAUAAUACCCUCGCGCCCAAGGUUGACGGGUCCAAGAUCCUAGAUGAAAUCUUCCAAAAUGACUCUCUCGACUUUUUCGUCCUCUUCUCGUCCCUGGCGAGUAUCAUUGGGAAUGCUGGCCAAUCCAACUACCACGCUGCAAACAUGUUUCUCUCCGGUCUUGCCGCCAACCGUCGCAAGAAGGGGCUUGCAGCGUCCGUCUUGCACAUUGGUCUGGUCACCGAUGUAGGAUAUGUUGCUCGCAAGGGUCAAGCAAUGGAGGAACGACUCCGUAGACUUUUUUUCCUGCCGUUGUCGGAAUCGGACAUCCACCAUGCGAUGGCGCAAACCAUUCUAACCAGUCCGCCUCACAGCACGCGUCAGCACGAGAUUAUUUUGGGGCUAGAGCCUUUCGUUGAUUCACUCAACGCAACUAAACGGCCCCCCUGGGAACACAAUCCAAAGUUCUCGCAUUACGUUUCGCGGCCAUUGGUAGACGGAAGCCCGGCGGCCACGACAUCGGAAGCUGCAGCAGACGUGAAACAACUGUUGAGGUCGGCGGUUUCCGCAGAGACAGUCACCCCUAUUGUCCAAGAGGCAUUCGCUAGGAAGCUCGAAUCGAUGAUGCAGCUCCCUGCCAAUAGUGUCAACCUGAAUGUUCCCCUGAUUGACUUGGGAUGUGACUCCUUGCUGGCCAUUGAAAUACGACGCUGGUUCAUCAAAGAGGUUGGCAUUGACGUUCCGGUCCUCAAGGUGUUGUCCGGCGAUACCACGGCUCAGAUCUGCGAGGAUGCGGUCUCGCAAUUUCUGGCUUUACAGCUGGAGAAGAAAGACGCAGUGCCAUCCAACGCCACGGAAAAGCCCAAGACAGAGCCUCAAGGACCCAGUGAUGCUCUUGAAAAAGUCGAUAGUGCCAAUGGGGACUCCGAAACAAGUAGCCAAGGCGAUGAUUCGCGAGGAAAUUUCUCGUCGUCGAGCAGCCACACCAGUCCAAGUCUCCAAGCUACUACUCCUGGCGUCAAACCGAGUACACCAGCGCCACUGGAUGAUGACGCGGGACCUCUCGAUGGUGCUUUUAAGCGAGUCAUGAUUCGCGCCGAACGUGCCUCCUUUGCCCAGUCAAGACUGUGGUUCUUGACGCAGUAUCUUCAUGACCCAACAACGUACAAUGUCACCGUCCGUUACGAUGUUAGAGGGAAGCUGCCAGCUUCACGAAUCGUCAAUGCGCUGGACACAACCAUCCGCCAUCAUCAGUCUCUGCAAACGUGCUUUUUCAUGGACUCGGACAAGGGAACACUGAUGCAAGGAGCCCUGUCGCCGCCGAGCAGUUCCAUCAAAACUAUUCUUCCUGGAAACGAGCAGACAGUCAUAGAGGAAUACGAGCGUUUGCGCCGUCGAGUUUGGGAUCUCGAGAAGGCGGAAACCUUCGCGGUCUCUGUCGUUUCUUUGUCGCCGGAACAGCAUACGAUUAUCUUCGGGUACCAUCAUAUCGUCAUGGACGGGGUGAGCUGGCACCUUUUCUUGCGAGACCUGGACCUCGCAUAUCGCCUGAGACUGCUCCCUUCAAUUGAAAGGGAAUACAUCGAUUGGACGGAGAAGCAAUUUCAGUCCGCUCAGCGAGGAGAUUUCACCAGACAACUCGAUUACUGGCGCAAGCAGUACUCGCCUCCACUCUCCGUCAUGCCACUGCUGCCAAUGGCUCGGACGACUUCUCGCAAGCCGCUCACCACGUAUGACAGCCAUGUCGUCAGUGCCGAAAUUGAUCGGGAGCUCGUGUCGCACAUCCGGAAAGUCAGCCAGUCCUUGCGCGUCACUUCCUUUCACUUCCAUCUAGCCGUGAUCCAAAGCAUCCUCUGCCGCUUGUUAAAGAUAGAGGAUCUUUGCAUUGGCGUGGCGGAUGCGAACCGAACUAGUGAAGCUCACUCGGGGACUGUAGGAUUCUUCCUGAAUCUUCUUCCGGUCCGCUUCAAUGCGAAGGAGCACAGCACAUUCCAAGAUCUGGUUUCAUCAACCAAACGCACGAUUCUUGAAGCCCUGUCCAACUCGGAGACCCCGUUCGAUCUCAUUCUCGACGAUCUGAAAGUCGUGCGAAGUGCAGAACACAGCCCCUUGUUUCAGGUCGCUGUCAAUUAUCGCAUGGGCGCAAUGCUUCAGGUUCCCCUUGGAGACGGCACAAUGGAGAUGGCGUCUGCCGACGACGCAAAGAACCCGUACGACCUCAGUUUCGGGAUCACAGAGACUGCGACGGGGGCUUGCUUGCUGGAACUGACUAGCCAAAAACAACUGUACACGGAGCACGUUACGGAGCUCUUGCUACAGAUGUACGUGGACGUCCUUCGCGCUGCGUCCGACAAUCCUUCACUUCCUGUCAAUCAGCUACCAGUCACGUUGGAAUCGCGAAGCGGGAAAACACUUGCCGUCGCCAAAGGCCCCAGAGUUGAGUAUUCCUGGCCCAGCACACUAUGGGAACGAUUCGACGCGAUCCAGAAGUCGUUCCCGGAGGAAACUGCCAUCAAAGACGGGAAUUCAGACAUGAGCUACUCGCAGCUGGCCAGAAGGGUUGAGCAACUCGCCGCGACGCUAAUCAGCCAAGGUGUUGCUGCGGGAGAUACCGUCGGUGUUCUUCUUCAUCCGUCCAUCGACGCCAUUGCUUGUAUGCUGGCCUCGCUGCGCGUGGGAUGCAUCUAUACACCCCUUGACACGCGACUGCCCCGGGCCCGAUUGAGUACCAUCGUCGAUGGCUGCAAAGCCUCCUUGGUCUUGUACCACGCUGCGACCCAUGACGUUGCUCUGGAACUUGGAAAGUUCGCCAGACUGGCCAAUGUCGACGAUAUACGGGGGACGGUUCAAGCUCACGUAGCGGCAAUUGCGCCUCCAUCAAAUCCGACGUCUUUCCUGUUCUACACCAGCGGCAGUACCGGGGCGCCCAAAGGCAUUCUGCUUACCCAGCAAAAUUUUGUGAAUCAUCUGGCUGCGAAGACCGACAAACUGGCUCUCGGCAGGGAGGUUGUUUUACAACAGAGCUCAUUGGGUUUCGACAUGUCCGUCGUGCAGACUUUCUGCGCUUUGGGCAACGGUGGAACUUUGGUUAUCGCACCGGAGGAAGCGCGGGGAGACCCCGUUGCACUGUCCACACUCAUGGCAAAGGAACGAGUGACGCUGACGAUUACCACGCCCUCGGAAUACUCCUUGUUGCUGCGCUUCGGUCUUGAGCAACUCCAGAAGCCCUACGUAUGGAGGCAUGCCUGCAUGGGCGGCGAAGUCGUGUCGCGGCAGUUGGUUCAGCAGUUUUGCCAGCUGGAUCAUCCUGAUCUGCAGCUGACCAACUGCUAUGGUCCGACGGAAAUCACUGCUGCUGCGACGUUCCAAGACAUCCCUCUCCAAUUGGAAGGCCAGAGCACCACCGAUGGAUCUCUGGUGGGAAAGCCCUUGCCCAACUACUCGGUCUACAUCAUGGACGCUUCCGGAUCUCCGGUGCCCAUCGGUAUCGCAGGCGAGAUCUGCAUCGGAGGCGCUGGUGUUUCACUAGGCUAUUUGAAUUUUCCGGAGCAGACUGACGUGAAAUUCGUCCAGGACCCCUUCGCUAGCCCAGAGGACAUUGCCAGCGGUUGGACGAAGAUGUACAGAACCGGAGAUAUGGGGCGGCUCCUCGAGGAUGGCACUUUAGUUUUUAUGGGCCGCAUGGACGGCGAUAAUCAGGUCAAAUUGAAUGGUGUGCGGAUUGAGCUCGAUGGAAUUGCCAACAGCAUUCUCGCCAGUGGACAUGAUCUGGUGUCCGAAGCCGUUGUAACCGUUCGUGCUGGCUUGGGUUCCGGUUCGCCAUUCCUCGUGGCUCAUGUUGUCCCUCUCGGAGAUCAUGUCGACGACUCCAGACUUCAGCAGCUCGCCAGAGAUCUUCCACUGCCACCGUACAUGCUUCCGUCCGUGGUCAUUGCCCUGGACCGCCUGCCUACCCACGCCAACGGGAAGGUUGACAGGAAGGCCGUCAUGGCACUGCCUCUGCCAACUCACUGCGCUGAGAGCGCGGCGGGUACCGGCAUCGGUAACGCAAGACAUCUCAGCCUCGCAGAAGGCGAGCUAUGCCUGUUGUGGGAGAAGGGAGCUAUCAAGCAGUCGAUUGGGGUUUCGAUCCCCAUCGCGGAACUGUACCAGUUUCCGACUCUCGGUCAAAUGGCGCGGCGAAUCAGUCGCCGUAAGGAAGAACAUCAAGCAUCCCACACAUCAGUAAUCGACUGGGAUUCCGAGACCUCACUGACCCAAGACCUCAUCUCUGCGGCUCAAAGCCAAUACUCGACACAUCAAGCAAAAUCCCAUGACCGUCAGGAGAUCUUGCUUACCGGUUCCACCACUUUCCUCGGCAAAACAAUCCUGCAGUCCCUCCUCCACAACCCGCUCGUUGAACGAGUGCACUGCGUCGCCGUUACCCCGGAGGAUGCCUCACUCCUCCCGUCGUCAGACAAGAUCAUCAUCUACACCGGCAACCUCCUCACACCCAAUCUGGGGCUGUCCCAAACCGAGAUGGCGGUCCUUCAAUCCUCCCUAGACGUAAUCAUUCACGCCGGUAGCACGGGGCACUGCCUGAACAACUACUCUUCCCUACGCACUGCGAACCUCGGCUCAACGAGGUUCUUGGCGGGCCUUGCUCUUUCACACAGAAUCCCCAUCCAUUUCAUCUCGUCCAACCGCGUCACCUUGCUCACCGGCAACACCAUUCUCCCCCCGGUCUCGGUUUCAUCCUCCCUACCCAACCCGGAUGGCUCUGAGGGCUUCACCGCCAGCAAAUGGGCCUGUGAACGGUUCCUUGAAUCAGCUGCCGCACUCGAAGCCGGACUCCCUGUUACAAUCCAUCGUCCGUGCGCGGUCAUCGGAGACGAGGCGCCCAACGAGGAUGCUCUGAAUGCCCUUCUGAAACACUCCAAGCUCACGCGCUGUGUUCCGCGUUUCGAAAACUUCGAAGGCUAUCUUGAUUUCGACGACGUACACAGGGUAGCUGGGGCGAUCGCUGCGGACGCUCUGUCUACUGCUGAAUCGAAGGAGAGCAAGCCUGCCACACGAUUCGUGCACCACUCCAGCGGGCACAAAGUGUCCAUGAAGGACUUUAGGGGCCGAAUGGAGACAUUGUUCGCGUGUCCGUUUGAGGAGGUUUCUAUGGCUGAGUGGAUCGAGCGCGCAUUGCAGGCUGGCAUCGAUCCAUUGAUCACGGGGUACUUGGAGGCGAUGACGAUGAAGGGGGAGACGAUUCGGUUUCCUUUUAUGGGAGAGGCGGGGUCGCCUUGA